This is a messenger RNA of Ostreococcus lucimarinus CCE9901, 2391 nucleotides long. RefSeq lists its product with no specific name. Gene Ontology annotation, cellular component: cytoplasm. Gene Ontology annotation, molecular function: RNA helicase activity; zinc ion binding; RNA binding. Gene Ontology annotation, biological process: nuclear-transcribed mRNA catabolic process, nonsense-mediated decay. The annotation marks the transcript as partial. Lineage: Eukaryota; Viridiplantae; Chlorophyta; Mamiellophyceae; Mamiellales; Bathycoccaceae. The transcript has a single exon. The record is from RefSeq and is a predicted model, not a curated record.
AGCGAGUUCGCGUGCGCGUACUGUGGGAUAUCCAACGUCUCGUGCGUGGCGCAGUGCGUGAAGACAAAGAAAUGGUUUUGCAACGGGCGAUCGAAUGGAUUGCCGGCGAGCUGCUUGAUAUAUCAUCUCGUGCGGUCAAGAAACAAGGAGGUUCGACUGCAUGAGUCGUCGCCGCUGGGCGAUAUGACGCUGGAGUGUUACGUGACGGGGGCGACGAACGUGUUCAACCUCGGGUUCGUCCCGUGCAAAGACGAAAACGUGGUGGUUCUCGUGACGAGAGAAGCAGCGCAGAGUAAUCCGGCAACUCUUAAGGAAUUGAAUUUAGACUUAGCGCUCUGGGAGCCGCUGAUUCAGGACAAGGUGUUCUUGCCUUGGUUGUUGCAGAUGCCGGACAAGAAGGAGAUUGAUCGCGCUCGGCCGGUGAACCCAGGAAAAGUCAUCAAAUUGGAGGAACUAUGGAAAACAAAUCCCGAGGCUACGCUAGACGACGUAGAGAACGAUGACGGUGACGGCGAGGUACGUCCUGUAGCGCUGACGUACGAGGACGCGCAUUUAUACCAAGGCGUCUUUGGACCGUUGAUACAGCUCGAGGCAGAUUACGACAAGGCGCAGCGAGAGAGCCAAACGAAGGACGACGUCACAGUCCGCUGGGACAUUGGCUUGAAUAAGCGUAGGAUUGCGUAUUUCAGUUUUGGUGCCGAUGAAAAUGCGGUGUCAGUGACGUUGGGAGAUUCUUUGCAGUUGCGACUGCUGAUACAGACAAAGAACGAACAGCGAAGUUGGCAAGGACAAGGCGUCGUGAUCAAGUUCACCGCACAAGAGGAAGUCGGGGUGGAAAUGUACGGCAUGGAUGCCCCCGUGGAAUACACCAAUGGCUACAGUGUCGACUUUUUGUGGAAAGGGACGAGUUAUGAGCGCGCGCAACAGGCGUUGGAAUCUUUCGCUGAAGAUGAAACUUCGGUUUCGGGGUACAUUUACCUCAAGCUCAUGGGCAAAGACCCGGAAGAUAUGUUCUUAUCCGGAGAUUUUCCGAAGAAGUUAACCGCCCCGGGGCUGCCUGAGCUCAACCAAAGCCAACACGAUGCGGUUAAAACGGUCCUCCAGCGACCACUGAGUCUAGUUCAAGGUCCACCGGGGACUGGGAAGACGGUGACGUCGGCGACGCUCGUGUACCAUUUAGCCAAGCGCGGCAACGGUCAAGUCAUCGUGUGCGCGCCAUCAAACGUCGCAGUAGAUCAUUUGGCCGAGAAGAUCGAAAAGACGGGCCUAAAAGUCGUUAGAAUCAGUAGUAGAAGUAGAGAGCAUUUGGUGUCUUCGGUUGAGCACCUGACGCUGCACUAUCAAGUAGCCAACAUUGGUGGGUCGACGCACAAAGCGUUUCAGAAGUUGCAGCAGCUGAAGAACGAGCUCGGCGAAUUGAGCGCUGGAGACGAGAAGAAGUAUCGCAACGCUCAAAAGAAACUUGAGCGCGAAAUCCUCGAGAACGCGGAUGUCAUUUGCACCACAGCAGUCGGUGCCGGUGAUCCGCGACUCGCAAACUUCCGCUUCCGCAUGGUGCUCAUCGAUGAGUCGACGCAAGCCACCGAACCGGAGUGUUUGAUCCCAAUCGUCAUGGGUGCGAAACAAGUCGUCAUGGUUGGCGAUCACAAACAGCUCGGCCCGGUUGUGACGUGCAAGCAAGCGUACGCCGCGGGUCUGGCGCAGUCGUUGUUUGAACGCCUCAUUGCGCUCGGUAUACAGCCCAUCCGCUUACAGAUUCAGUAUCGUAUGCAUCCAUGCCUGUCCGAGUUUCCGAGCAAUACAUUCUACGAUGGAACGCUGCAAAACGGUGUGUCUGCGAUCGAACGAACGCUUUCACACAUCGACUUUCCUUGGCCCGUACCAUCCAAACCGAUGAUGUUUUGGAGUCAAACCGGACAAGAAGAAAUGAGCGCGAGCGGGACGUCAUUCCUCAAUCGCGCGGAGGCGUCGGCGGUCGAAAAGUGCGUCACGCAUCUGCUGAACGCCGGGGUGAGUCCUGAACAGAUCGGGGUGGUGACGCCGUACGAAGGACAGCGCGCGUACGUGGUACAACACAUGACGCGUGUUGGUGUGCUGCAUCCGCAACUGUACAAGGACAUUCAAGUCGCAAGUGUCGACUCGUUCCAAGGAAAAGAAAAAGACUUCAUUAUUAUGACCUGCGUGCGCUCGAAUGAAAAGUCUGGAAUUGGGUUCUUGAGCGAUCCAAGACGUUUGAACGUCGCCAUAACACGCGCGCGAAGUGGGCUUAUCGUCAUCGGCAAUCCAAAGGUUUUGAACAAACAACACCUAUUCCACGAGAUGUUAACGCACUUCAGAGAGAACGGGUGCCUCGUUGAAGGGACGUUAGGCUCAUUAAAGGAGUGCAUGGUG